AUGGCGAGUGGAGACGAUGCUGAGACUGCCGCUGCCGCUGGUGCUGGUGCUGGUGCUGGGGGAGCAAAGACGAAGAGGGUGGUGGGUAUGGUAACCACAGGCAUGCCCUCUCACACGACUCCAACUCGCCUCGAGAUUAGCGUGCUGCCGGGUUUCAUUCAGGCUAUCCUGCUAUCUGCCAAUCGAUAA
This is a messenger RNA of Bipolaris victoriae FI3, 189 nucleotides long. RefSeq lists its product as hypothetical. Lineage: Eukaryota; Fungi; Ascomycota; Dothideomycetes; Pleosporales; Pleosporaceae. The transcript is spliced from 2 exons. The record is from RefSeq and is a predicted model, not a curated record. Bases 1 to 189 code for a protein of 62 amino acids.